AGCAGAGCCGGGAGCCUGGGCUCGGAGUGAGGCGCAGCGGACGCGGUGGCAACAAGUGCGGGAGGAGAAACGAGCCGGAGCCGUCCCCACUGCCCGCACCGCCGGGCCGCCAGUCCCGAGCGCCGCGCAUGGGGCGUGAGAGGCGGCGGUCUCCGGGCUGAGCCGCGCGGAGCGGCCGGGACGUGGAUGCGGCCGCGAUCUCCCGCCCCUGCCCCCGCCCAGCGGAGCUGGAACUGCUCCUGGACAAGAUAUGAGAAAUGAGUGUUGGACGUCGAAGAAUAAAAUUGUUGGGUAUCCUGAUGAUGGCAAAUGUCUUCAUUUAUUUGAUUGUGGAAGUCUCCAAAAGCAGUAGCCAAGAAAAAAAUGGAAAAGGAGAAGUAAUAAUACCCAAAGAGAAGUUCUGGAAGAUAUCUACCCCUCCCCAGGCAUACUGGAACAGAGAACAAGAGAAGCUGAACAGGCAGUACAAUCCCAUCUUGAGCAUGUUGCCCAACCAGACAGGGGAAGUGUAUGGAUUUUCCAACAUAAGCCAUCUGAAUUACUGUGAACCUGACCAGAGGGUCACGUCCGUUGUUACAGGUUUUAACAAUCUGCCGGACAGAUUUAAAGACUUUCUGCUGUAUUUGAGAUGCCGCAACUAUUCAGUGCUUAUAGAUCAGCCGCAUAAGUGUGCAAAGAAACCAUUCUUACUGCUGGCGAUUAAGUCCCUCACUGCACAUUUUGCCAGGAGGCAAGCAAUUAGGGAGUCCUGGGGCAAAGAAAGCAACGUGGGAAACCAAACAGUGGUGCGCGUCUUCUUACUGGGCCAGACUCCCCCAGAAGACAACCACCCUGACCUUUCAGAUAUGCUGAAAUUUGAGAGUGAGAAGCACCAAGACAUUCUUAUGUGGAGCUACAGAGACACUUUCUUCAACUUGUCUCUGAAGGAAGUGCUGUUUCUCAGGUGGGUAAGUACUUCCUGUCCAGACGCUGAGUUCAUCUUCAAGGGCGAUGAUGAUGUGUUUGUGAACACCCAUCACAUCCUGAAUUACUUGAAUAGCUUAUCUAAGAACAAAGCCAAAGAUUUGUUCAUAGGUGAUGUGAUCCACAAUGCUGGACCCCACCGGGAUAAGAAACUGAAGUACUACAUCCCGGAAGUUGUUUACUCUGGUGUCUACCCACCCUAUGCUGGGGGAGGGGGAUUCCUCUACUCCGGCCACCUGGCCCUGAGGCUGUACAAUGUCACCGACCGGGUCCACCUCUAC
This is a messenger RNA of Otolemur garnettii (small-eared galago), 1244 nucleotides long. RefSeq names its product UDP-GlcNAc:betaGal beta-1,3-N-acetylglucosaminyltransferase 2 (gene B3GNT2). NCBI's taxonomy places the organism in Eukaryota, Metazoa, Chordata, Mammalia, Primates, Galagidae. The transcript has 2 exons. The record is from RefSeq and is a predicted model, not a curated record. Gene Ontology annotation, molecular function: hexosyltransferase activity. The annotation marks the transcript as partial. Gene Ontology annotation, cellular component: membrane.